AUGCCAGGGUCUGGCAGUGGGAUCAGACACAGUUUCUUCCUUCGUCCCCUCACAGGUGCCCUCGGCUCGAGGGAGGAGCCCGAGUUCGUGACCGCUCGCGCUGGCGAGAGCGUGAUCCUGGGAUGCGACGUGAUCCACCCGCUCACGGGGCAGCCCCCUCCCUAUGUCGUGGAGUGGUUCAAGUUCGGCGUCCCCAUCCCCAUCUUCAUCAAGUUUGGGUUUUACCCUCCCCAUGUCGACCCGGAGUAUGCCGGCCGGGCCAGCCUGCACGACAAAGCCUCCCUGCGAAUUGAGCAGGUCCGCUCCGAGGACCAGGGCUGGUACGAGUGCAAAGUGCUCAUGCUGGACCAGCAGUACGACACCUUCCACAACGGCAGCUGGGUCCACCUCACAGUCAACGCUCCCCCCACUUUCACGGAGACGCCGCCGCAGUACGUCGAGGCGAAGGAAGGCAGCAGCGUCACCUUGACCUGCAUGGCGUUCGGGAACCCCAAGCCCAUCGUCACCUGGCUGAAAGAGGGAGACCUUUUGGGUGACAAUGGCAAGUACCAGGUGAGCGACGGGAGCCUGACAGUGCUCUCCGUCAGCCGGGAGGACAGGGGUGCCUACACUUGCCGGGCGUACAGCAUCCAGGGAGAGGCUGUGCACACCACGCGCCUGCUCGUUCAAGGACCUCCUUUCAUCGUUUCCCCUCCGGAGAACAUCACGGUCAACAUCUCCCAGGAUGCGCUCUUCACCUGCCAGGCCGAGGCGUACCCCGGGAACCUCACCUACCUGUGGUACUGGGAGGAGGAGAACGUCUACUUCAAGAACGACCUGAAGUUGCGGGUGCGGAUCCUGAUCGACGGCACGCUGAUCAUUUUCCGUGUCAAGCCAGAGGAUGCUGGAAAAUACACCUGUAUCCCCAGCAACAGCCUGGGCCGCUCACCAUCAGCCUCUGCCUACCUGACAGUGCAGUAUCCUGCCCGCGUGGUGAACAUGCCCCCUGUCAUCUACGUUCCCAUCGGGAUACACGGAUACAUCCGCUGCCCGGUCGAGGCAGAGCCCCCGGUCACACUGGUCAAGUGGAACAAAGACGGACGUCCCCUGCGAAUCGAGAAGUAUUCUGGCUGGAACCUGCUGGAAGACGGGUCGAUCCGGAUAGAGGAGGCAACCGAAGAUGCUCUCGGCACUUACACCUGUGUGCCUUAUAACGCCCUGGGUACGAUGGGCCAGUCUCCCCCUGCCCGACUGGUACUGAAGGACCCCCCCUAUUUCACGGUGCUACCAGGCUGGGAGUACAGACAGGAGGCAGGGAGGGAGCUGUUGAUUCCUUGCGCUGCUGCCGGAGACCCCUUUCCCAUCAUCGCCUGGAGAAAGGUCCUCUCGAAAACGGGGGAACCGGCUGCCUUGCCACGACCGGAGAGACCAGAUCCCUUGCUGGUGGCCGGCGGCGUUCCCUGGCCCGCGCAGGUAGGGAAGCCCAGCAGGAGCAAGCACAACACGCUGCCCGGCGGCACCCUGCAGAUCCGCUCCCUCGGCAAGGACGACCACGGCGAGUGGGAGUGCGUCGCCACCAACAUCGUCGCAAGCAUUACUGCCAGCACCCACCUUACCGUCGUAGGCACAAGCCCUCACGCCCCGACCAGCGUGCACGUUGUGGUCGCCAUGACCUCUGCCAACGUCUCCUGGGAGCCCGGCUACGACGGUGGAUACGAGCAGACUUUCUCAGUUUGGUACGGCCCUCUGAUGAAGAGAGCCCAGUUUGGCCCCCACGACUGGCUGUCUCUCCCAGUGCCAGCUGGUUCCAGUUGGCUACUAGUGGAUACCUUGGAACCGGAGACUGCCUACCAGUUCAGUGUCUUGGCUCAAAACAAGCUGGGCACCAGCUCCUUCAGUGAGGUGGUCACUGUGAACACUCUAGCAUUCCCUGUAACAACUCCAGAGCCUCUGGUGUUGGUUACCCCACCGAGGUGCCUAACAGCCAACCGGACACAGCAAGGCGUCCUCUUGUCAUGGCUUCCUCCUGCUAACCACAGCUUCCCCAUCGACCGCUACAUCAUGGAGUUCCGUGUCGCGGAGAGGUGGGAGAUCUUGGAUGACGGCAUCUUGGGGACCGAGAGCGAGUUUUUUGCCAAGGACUUGUCCCAGGACACCUGGUACGAGUUCCGGGUCCUGGCGGUCAUGCAGGAUCUCAUCAGCGAACCCAGCAACGUUGCUGGUGUGUCCAGUACAGAUGUAUUCCCUCAGCCUGACCUGACGGACGAGGGUCUAGCCCGCCCAGUGCUGGCUGGCAUCGUUGCCACCAUCUGCUUCCUGGCUGCUGCCAUCCUCUUCAGCACACUCGCCGCCUGCUUUGUCAACAAGCAACGCAAACGCAAGCUUAAGCGCAAGAAAGACCCUCCUCUCUCGAUAACCCACUGCAGGAAGAGUUUGGAGUCCCCGUUGUCUUCCGGCAAGGUGAGUCCCGAGAGCAUCCGCACACUCCGUCCCCCCUCGGAGUCCUCCGACGACCAGGGUCCGCAGGCCAAGCGGAUGCUGAGCCCCACCAAGGAGAAGGAGCUCUCCCUUUACAAGAAGACCAAGCGAGCCAUCAGCAGCAAGAAGUACAGCGUCUCCAAGGCGGAGGCCGAAGCCGAGGCCACCACCCCCAUCGAGCUCAUCAGCCGCGGGCCGGACGGCCGCUUCGUCAUGGACCCAGCGGAGAUGGAGCCCUCCUUGAAGACACGGCGGAUCGAGGGCUUCCCCUUCGUGGAGGAGACAGACAUGUACCCGGAGUUCAGGCAGUCGGAUGAGGAGAACGACGACCCCGUUGUCCCCACCUCCGUCACCGCCCUGAAAGCCCAGCUCACCCCUCUCUCCUCCAGCCAGGAGUCCUACCUUCAGCCACCAGCAUACAGCCCCCGGUUCCACCGGGCGCUGGAGGGUCCCGGCACCCUGCAGGCCACCGGCCAGGCCCGCCCGCCGGCCCCCCGGGCUUUCCACCACCAAUUUUACGGUUACCUCAGCAGCAGCAGCCCCGGGGAGGUGGACCCACCGCCCUUCUACAUGCCAGAAGUCAGCCCGCUGAGCUCGGUCAUGUCCUCCCCACCGCUGCCCCCCGAGGGGCCUUUUGGACACCCCACCAUCCCCGAAGAGAACGGGGAGAACGUCUCCAACAGCACGCUGCCCCUGGCCCAGACCCCCACGGGGGGCCGGUCCCCUGAACCCUGGGGCAGGGCCGAAUUCCCCUUUGGCAGCCUGGAGCCGGCCCCGGCGCCGUUCCCCCACCAGCUCCAGUCGUGUGAGGCGGCCGAGGGCACCCAGCCCACCGGCUGCCUUCCUCGGGGGCCGCCCCCCUCAUCCCUCCAGGUGGUCCCCGCGUCCUACCCGGGCAUCCUGCCCCUGGAGGCACCAAAGAGCUGGACCGGCAAGUCACCCGGCAGGGGCCAAUCCUCUGUGCCCACCACCACGAAGUGGCAGGACAAACCUAUGCAACCCAUGGGAUGUCAAGGGCAGCUAAGACAUACCAGCCAAGGUAUGGGCAUACCCGUGUUGCCUUACCACGAACCGUCCGAGCCCGUCGGCCCCAGCGGCACAAGCACAUUCAGCCUGGACACCAGGUGGUACGAGCCCCAACCCCGACCUCGGCCCAGCCCUCGGCAGGUCAGGAGGGCUGAGCCCAGUUUACAUCAGGUGGUGCUACAACCUUCGAGGCUUUCACCUCUGACCCAAAGCCCCCUCAGCUCCCGCAACAGCUCCCCAGAGCUGACCGCCCGUGCCCGGCCCCGGCCGGGCCUCAUCCAGCAGGCUGAGGUGUCAGAGAUCACCCUGCAGCCCCCCGCGGCGGUCAGCUUCUCCCGCAAGUCCACGCCGUCGACGGGAUCCCCCGCGCCAAGCAGCCGGGGAGGCAGCCCCAGCUACCGACCUACUGCCACCUUCGCCUCCCUGGCCACCGGCUACUCUGGCUCCCAGGGCUCCUCCCUGCCCGUGGACACCAUGGAUGUUUUCGGAGACAUCCCCUCUCCGAGGAGGGCUGGCGAGGAGAUUCUCCAACCGGAGCCGACAUCCACCACGGUAGCCGCCACGGGAAAACAUCCAUCUCCGUCCGGGGACGCUGCUGCACCUGAGAGGCUCGAAGCUCUGAAAUACCAGCGGAUAAAGAAGCCCAAAAAGUCAUCCAAGGGCUCCUCGAAAUCCAGAAAACAAUCCAACGGCUCUGCCUCCCAGGUUCAGCAACUUCCCAGCUCUCAGGUACUGUGGCCUGACGAAGCUGUCUGCCUCCGCAAAAAGAAGAGACACCCUCGUCAGGACCCCUUCGCCCGCCUCUCGGCGCUGAAGGACGACCUCUGCCACCGGCAGCUCCCCGAAGACCAGACAGCCAUUCUCAACAGCGUGGACCACGAUGACACCAGCGGGCACGCCACAUUGCUUUAGCCUAACGCCCGCCCGAGAAGGUUAAACAGGAGGGGGUGGAGGGAGCCGAAAUCGUGCCGCCGGCAGACGGAGGGAAUGGGAGAGACGGGGAGGGGGACACCCUUAC
This is a messenger RNA of Athene cunicularia (burrowing owl), 4501 nucleotides long. RefSeq names its product immunoglobulin superfamily member 9B (gene IGSF9B). Gene Ontology annotation, molecular function: protein binding. The record is from RefSeq and is a predicted model, not a curated record. NCBI's taxonomy places the organism in Eukaryota, Metazoa, Chordata, Aves, Strigiformes, Strigidae. Bases 1 to 4395 code for a protein of 1464 amino acids. The transcript is spliced from 20 exons. Gene Ontology annotation, biological process: cell-cell adhesion.